AUCACUUAUGCUCGUGGGCUGGUUGCCGGGUUUGCAAUGGAAAAUAUAGAACAUCUCAUUUCCUUUGCAGAUGCAUUUGGAGCAUCCAGGUUAAGGGAAGCAUGCAUUAAUUUCAAGGAAUUAUGCAAGAAAAAGCAUGCAGACCGUCUAUGGAUGGAAGAAUUAGCUGCAGUUGAGGCAUGCUCAUCAUCAGAACUGCCAUCAUUGGGAACAUCCGGCAUUGUGCUUGCAAAUGGAAUAAGCAUCCCUAAUCCGAGUCUCAUGUCGAGUUUCCCCAUUAAUGGUGCAUCUAACGGUGAUCACGCUUCAAACGAAUCUUCAGAAGCAUCAAAAUCUGACACAACAUGUGCUGGAGCUGUGGACAGCAAGAAAGAUGAGAAUUUGCCUGCAUCAGAUCAUACAGCAUCAUCAACUACCACAAAAUAUCAAGUUCCAAAGCAAUGGCUAAAUCAGAUGCCUCAGCAUUGUAUAAUUUUCAAGGCCAGCUACCUCAAUAUCAAGGAUAUCCCUUCCAUCCUAUGCAGCCUGUGCCACUUCCAUAUCCAAUGAAUAUGCAGUGGCCUCCUAAUUCGAAUCAGAAUUCAUCCUCCAAGCUAAAGAAGAAAUCGUCGAAUGGGAAAAAGCUUGAUUAUUCGGGAGAAGAAAGGGAAGCAGAAUCCAGUGGCUCUGACUCUGGAACUGGAAGCGAGUCAGGUUCAGACGUGGAACAGGAAGAUAGAAGGCAUUCAUCACCAGAUCCUCCAUAUAGGAAGAAAAACCAUAAGAAGUCAUCUAGAACAGUUGUCAUUCGUAAUAUUAACUACAUCACUCCGAAGAGGAGAAGCGGAGAGAAAGAUCAAGCGUCGGAUGGAUCUUAUUCUGGUGAGGAUGAUCUGAUUGAUGCAGAUUCCUUAAAACAGAAAGUGGAUGAUGCAGUCAAGUCACUGAAGGAAUCAGGCAAAUCAAACUCAAGUAACAACAAAAGAAGAGGCGCAGACAAGAGCCACAACAUUGCAGAAAAAUCAACCGUUGCUUAUUUUGAGAGAGAUUCAGAUGAUCAUGAGCUAAACGCAUCAGAGGUGGGGAAAAGAAACGGGACCUGGGAUGCUCUCCAAAACCUUCUAAUGUCUGGUGAAGAAAAUGCAAGUGUGAAGGAAAUAGAAUGGAAGCAAGCUGAGGAUGUUCAAGAACAUUUCAUGGCUAGAAACCUCCAUGGUGAAAUUUCUGCAACUACUCCUUUGAACUUCGAAUCUCAGAAAGUUCCAAUUAAACGGACAGGUUUGAUUGAUUCUUUUGUGGUGACUGAGAGGGAUGAGAACAAUGAAAAUAGGCUCAAGUUGGAUGACUUUGUUAAUGGAGAGAAUUAUCUUCCAAUCAUGAAGAAAGGGGACUGUAUAGAAGUGGAUUUGUUACCUCCAGAGAGAUCGGCUGAAUCCGGAAAGAAGCUUGGUGAUCCCAUAUCUGCUUCUGCAAAUGAGUCGGCAAUAAUCAGGUGUGGAGAGGAAGAAGAUUGGUUUGUUGGAAAUCAUCCCAUGAACCCCUGACACCACCAUUCAUCCAAUAAUCAGAUGC
This is a messenger RNA of Hibiscus syriacus, 1551 nucleotides long. Its product is annotated as COP1-interacting protein 7-like. The record is from RefSeq and is a predicted model, not a curated record. The transcript has 3 exons. Bases 441 to 1523 code for a protein of 360 amino acids. NCBI's taxonomy places the organism in Eukaryota, Viridiplantae, Streptophyta, Magnoliopsida, Malvales, Malvaceae.